AUGCAAUGCCUAAAUCAACUACUUUCAACCAACCAACAGCAUUUUGGACUUGCACCGCCUAAUACUUGGCAAUACUACUCUAGUACUCUAAAAUCGAGUACUGCUCGCCGGAGAAUCAAGAUCAGUAACUCCUGCGAUCCUAGCUCCGGUCAUUGCCAGCUCAUCGAUAACGACAAACUCGGAGGGAGGUGGAUGGAGUUUCAAGGAAUCAAGAAUUGGGAUGGUUUGCUUGAUCCUCUAGACAAUGAUCUUCGCGAGGAAAUCCUAAGGUACGGAGAGUUUGUCGAAGCAGCAUAUAGCUGCUUCGACUUUGACACGUCAUCAGCCACGUAUGCAACAUGUCGGUAUCCCAAGGAUACGAUGCUGACACAGUGCGGACUAGGCCAGAGUGGGUACAAGGUAAUAAAAAACUUGCAUGCCACGUGUGCUGUUGAAAUGCCACGGUGGAUUGAUAGAUUCCCCAAGAUGGUGUCGCCGCGAUCCAGCUGGAUUGGUUAUGUGGCGGUAUGUGAUGACGUGGACGAGAUUGCUCGGCUAGGUCGCCGAGACGUUGUGAUUGCUUAUAGAGGUACUGCCACUUGUUCAGAAUGGCUUGAAAAUUUACGUGCCACGUUGACUUGCUUGCCCGAUGACAUGGCACCUGAAAACAGUGAACCUAUGGUACAGAGUGGAUUUUUGAGCAUGUACACUUCGAAAAUUGAAGGUAAUAGAAGUUUACAAGAUACAAUAUUAAAAGAAAUUGCCAGCAUUCUUAGUAAUUAUAGUGAUGAGACUCUGAGUAUAACACUUACAGGACAUAGCCUUGGAGCAGCCUUAGCUACACUUACAGCAUAUGAUAUAAAAACAAAAUUUAAUCACUUGCCAAUGGUAACAGUGUUAUCAUUUGGAGGGCCUAGAGUUGGAAACAAGAGCUUUAGGUACCAGCUGGACAAAAAUGGUACGAGGGUACUCCGAAUUGUCAACUCUGAUGAUCCCAUAACAAAAGUUCCGGGAUUCGUGAUCGACGAUGAUGACAUGGCAAGCCGAGGGGAUGCCACGCUGACGAGAUUGCCUAGCUGGCUUGAAAAGUGCAUGGAAGAUACUCAGUGGGUGUAUGCUGAGGUGGGAAAGGAGCUUAAGUUGAGUAGCAAAGAUUCUCCACAUCACAUUAGCAAAGGAAAUGUGGCAGCGUGUCACGAUUUGAAGACAUAUUUGCAUUUGGUGAACAAUUUUGUUAGCUCAUCGUGUCCCUUCAGGGCCACAGCUAAGAAAUUACUAAAGAGAGAAUCACGUGAAAGAAAAGCAGCUCUUGUUUAA
Molecule: messenger RNA, 1296 nt
Organism: Lycium ferocissimum
Lineage: Eukaryota; Viridiplantae; Streptophyta; Magnoliopsida; Solanales; Solanaceae
Product: phospholipase A(1) DAD1, chloroplastic-like
Exons: 1
Coding region: 1-1296 (431 amino acids)
Biological process (GO): lipid metabolic process
Molecular function (GO): glycerophospholipase activity
Source: RefSeq, a predicted model, not a curated record